Haliotis rubra (blacklip abalone) is the source of this 2930-nucleotide messenger RNA. RefSeq names its product purine nucleoside phosphorylase-like. Gene Ontology annotation, biological process: nucleoside metabolic process. Gene Ontology annotation, molecular function: purine-nucleoside phosphorylase activity. The transcript is spliced from 7 exons. Gene Ontology annotation, cellular component: cytoplasm. Bases 101 to 1003 code for a protein of 300 amino acids. The record is from RefSeq and is a predicted model, not a curated record. NCBI's taxonomy places the organism in Eukaryota, Metazoa, Mollusca, Gastropoda, Lepetellida, Haliotidae.
CGCCUCGGUACAUGUUUCAUAGCAGACGGUUUUUGCUGAGAGAAUUGUGCUGUGUGUUGUGUGGCGGGUGUAUCAUUCCGCCUCUCUACCCACGUGUGUCAUGUCGGUACCCGCGGUUGGAGGGACUGACCCCGAGGGGUCACAGGGGUUGACAAGCAGCUACACCUAUGAAGAUAUCGAGCGCAUUGCCCAGGCCUUACUGGCUCGCACCAAACACAGGCCCGUGCUUGGUAUAAUCUGUGGUUCUGGCCUUGGUGGGUUGGCAGACAUUGUGGAGGACAGCGACACUAUUCCCUACUCUGAGAUCAAGGACUUCCCUGUCAGCACAGUACCCGGUCACAUGGGCUACCUGGUGUUCGGCAUGCUGUCUGGCAAGUCCGUGGUGUUGAUGCGAGGCCGAUUCCAUUACUACGAGGGGUACCCCAUGUGGAAGGUGGCGAUGCCGGUGCGCGUGAUGAAGCAGAUGGGGGUCAAGACGCUGUUUGUCACCAACGCAGCCGGGGGCGUGAACCCCAACUACAAGGCCGGUGACAUGAUGAUCAUCAAGGACCACAUUGACCUGCCAGGGCUGACCGGAGAAUGUGUGCUGAUUGGCAAGAAUGAUGAACGGUUUGGUCCACGUUUCCCGGCCACUGUGGACAUCUACGACAGCAAGCUGAGGGCCCUGGCUGCUGAGAUAGGGAAAGAGCUGGGAUAUGGCGACUACAUGCGUGAGGGGACCUACAUCAUGAUUGGCGGACCCACGUUUGAGACAGUCGCCGAGUCAAGGUUGCUGAGGCUGUUUGGGGCUGAUGCUGUUGGAAUGAGUACUGUGCCCGAGGCUGUGGUUGCAAAGCAUGGUGGGAUACGCACAUUUGGCAUCUCGCUGAUCACAGACAUGUGUUCCUUUGAGUAUGAGGAGACGCAGGCCACGACCCAUGAGGAGGUGUUGGCCAUGGGGGAAAUGCGUGCCAAGGACAUGCAGAAGCUGGUGUCCCUGAUGGUGGAGAGAAUGGAGUUGUGAUCAUGUCGGUUAACUCACACACAGCUGGCCAGGGUUCGGGUGACUUGAGAGCAUAACUGAAUAAGGAGCUGCUGGGACAAGGAUUCUUUCUCUGAUCUCUUUAUAAGUUCAUGAUAAACUUGCUUUCAGUAUUACCUUUCUCAGGAUUUCGCUAACUAUACAUAAUUCAGAGACAGUUCCUGAAUUUUAUUUCUUCAAGUUUGGUGAUAUGGUUUAAUAUGACAGCUAGUUUUCCAUCUGACGAAAUCAGCUUUUCAGGACGUCUAUUGUCCAAAUCAUUAAAUCACCGUUUACAAACUAUAGUCUUAUCUCCAACUUCAUAGGGGGCUGUGGGGUAGCCUAGUGGUUAAGGCGUUCGCUCGUCACGCUGAAAACCCGGGUUCGAAUCCCCACAUGGGCACAAUGUGUGAAGCCCAUUUCUGGUGUCCCCUGCCGUGAUAUUGCUGGAAUAUUGCCAAAAGUGGUGUAAAACCAAACUCACUCACUCACUCCAACUUCAUAGAUAUGUAAGGUUUACAUGUUCUCCAAAUCCCUGCCUUAUCUCUAUUUUCAAAGAGGAUUUAUUAUACAGAAUCAAUGUAAGGAUGUCAGGAUUUUCUCAAUGAAGGUUUUAGGGAGUGAUGGGUGUUAUAACAUUUUGUUGAACAUCACCUAAUAAGUCACACCAGAAAAUACUCUAGUAAUACUCUUAUUGACUAGUCCGAAACAAACCACUAGUCUCAGGACGGUCUAUCCCUUUAUGAUUUAUGUUUUACAUUUGAUUUUGUCUCAUACAUACUUUCUUAUACAUAGGCUAAGUAACAUACCUAAAGAGUGUGUCAGAAUAUUAGGAAAAUCCCUUUCAAAGGUUGAAAGUAUAUGUUACUGAGAGAGAGAGGUUUAUUUCACCUGAGAUUUAGUGAUUGAUAGUAAUGAGCUCUGCUUUUCAAUUCUUCCAUCAAGGAUCAAUGUGGCAACACUGGCAUGUGUUUGAGUUAUUCUGUAUCUACAAUUAUUGAUAUAUCUACAGUUUUUAUUAGGCAUUAUUAUUUGCUGGAUGCAGCCAUCUUCCACUAUUGAUGGAACAACAAUCAUCAUUAGUGGGGUGUAUCAGAAUAUACUCCAUUCAUGCAGUAAAUAAUGACAGUGGAACAUUUUUAUAUCUAAAUGAUUCUCCAUAAAUAUUCAUACUUUCAUAAGUUGUAUACAAUAUAUUUUGAUUAUUUAACCUAACCUGGCAUAUGAGUUUCAUACAGGCUCUGCAUCGAGGUAGCUAAGCAUGACUUCCUUACACUUCUACUUUCACCAUUUUCUUUACCAGUGACUUUAUGUUUCAUAUAGUGAUAUAUUUUGUGUUUCAUAUAGUGAUAUAUUUUGUUCAGAUUUCUUAUCUAUUGUUACAUUAGUGUUCUUGAAAUAAAUGUUUUUGACAGAAUUUCACCUGAGAAAAAGAGGAUGAAUUGUAAUUUACACUGCCAUCAGUUGUAUUAUGAGUUCUUAAAGAGUUCUUAGAACUGAUGAACAUGAGGCAUAGAUUUUUUUAUUUGAGUUCAGACUGGAUACUGGAUAUGGACAUGUUGACUUAGUUUCUAUGUUGUUUACUACAUCCCUUGAUUGCUCACUGCCAUCUGUCAGGCAACACCCCUUGGCCACAUUUCACAAAGGUAUCGUAGAGCUACAACGGUCGUAAGUUUAUGUUACAGUAUAGGAGAUACGACAGUCAUAGCGCUACAAUAGCUUUCUGAAAUGGGACCCAGGCUCCUAUCAACCCAGUAACCCCUCCCCUCCAACCUUGUUAGAUAAACUGUUCUUGGUCUGUUAUUAUCCAUUGUUAUCCUGUUAUGUACAUUGCUCAAAGUGUCUAUAUACAUGUCCAUGCCCAGCCUGUAUCGUUCACCUGAAGAAUUAACUCCAAAACAUGACAAAUAAAGAAGUUGAUAUCCAAAAA